AUGAUGGAUGAGAUUGAUCUCUUGCUUUGUCUCGAUGUGGAAAAAUGCGCCGCCUUAUACCGCCGUCAGAAGAUUGCCUCCCUUAAGAACAAGAGCCAGGAAUCUGUACUUCCAGAGCCUACUAUAACGAUGGACAAGCCUCGAGCGCGCAGAAGGGACUACGAAAACGAAGAUAUGGCCGAAAAAGACUCUUUCCUGAUGCCUCCUCCUAGAAAGAAGGCCAGACUCACCUGUGACCCAGUCAAGAGCAAUGGUGAUAUCCAUCUGCCGUCGAAAGCAGAUGGAGAAAAGCAAGAAGAACCGUGUUCUCCAGGCAACACAAUCGAUGAUCAGCCAAUGGAAUCGCCUACGCUCCUUCAGCAAUCAUCACCCACUGAUCAAACCUUUCUUAUUUCGAUUUACGAUAGUGGUUUUAUGAGAUUUGGAGGCUUCACCUCUCCUCUGAAAUCCUUCUCGGACUUUCAGAUUUACGAAGAUCCUUUCGACUACGACAUCUACGGAUCGCAGCCUGACCCGAGAUGGUACCCUGAUGCUGGCGAGGACAAGGAAAAUAUGAGCGAAGGGGCACUAGAGGAUGAGGAAGCUGAUACUGAAAUGGAGGACGCAGCCGAGAUAGAGGAAGUUCCACAUUCUACCCGGGGAAGUAGGAUGGUGCUCCGUGAACGCACCACCAUCCAAGAGCAUCUUCUGGCAAUUCAGGAUAUGGAGAUUGACGAAGAGCCUGUCUUGCCAGAGCCAGUCUUGCCAGUCGUCCAUAUCGCCAUAGAUGCUUUGACGCAUCUUGCUGAACAGCAGGCACAUCAUGUCGGUUCCUUGGCUUGA
Molecule: messenger RNA, 822 nt
Organism: Paecilomyces variotii
Lineage: Eukaryota; Fungi; Ascomycota; Eurotiomycetes; Eurotiales; Thermoascaceae
Exons: 2
Coding region: 1-822 (273 amino acids)
Source: RefSeq, a predicted model, not a curated record